UCAAAGAUAUUGGGUUGACAAAUGAGACGGGAUUUGAUAGGAAAUCGUAAAAGGUGAUAAGCGAUUUGGAGAAGGGCUACACCCCUCUCUUCCCUAUCAACUACAGGCACCACCUUUCCACGCGGAUCUAUCGGUUGUUUGCUGCCUUCCACCACGCCCGCAGUUCACGUCAGCCUGCAACGUCAGUUUCUGCGCGUUUCUCUAUACCAGGGGGGCGUAGGUUUCACCGGCUUUUCAGAGGCAGACACAAUGAACCGUUGGACGAUGUGAAGCGCGCAUGUGGGGCUGGAGGUACUGGCACGUUUUGUAGAAUAUUUUUUUUGGUUUUGUAUUACAUAAUUUGAUGUUUUCGAGCACAUUACGACAGGCCUUUGUGAUAGUCGGAAAAGGUCGGUUCAACGAGUUCGACUGAUAAACGAGUUCGAAAUCUCUGGCUAGUCCCCUUCGAAAACGACUGCGGAAACAACAAGGACCGAAUUGAACAAGAGAAAGGACUCGCGUUACAGAAUAAAGUCAAAAAGGUAACCAAGAAUGUCGAUGGUUGCGUAUUCGGAUUACUUCGCCGCCGAAUGUCUGGUUUCGAUAUCUAGCGGUCCUGUCCUACACCGACCCACCCCAGUUGCCCCCGCCGACCAGCCCCCUCCCCAGGAGCAGGCCCUUCUUCCCGGAGAGCCUGAAGGGUCGAGCGAGGAUAGGGAGGUCCGCGAGACGCUGAGACUCGAGGGGGCCAAGAUGAUGACGGUGGCUGGGAUCCUCACGGACCUCCACGGGAAGUUCCGGCCAAUGUCGGCCUACUCCGAGAGCAGCAACUCCUCAUGCGGGGAGAGCGGCUACACCACGUUGUCUGACUCAACUACCCCUACCAUGACCCCCUCUGCUACUCCAAUUCCUGGACAGUACAAUGCCACUCAACAGCAGUGGGGAGGAGGGGCGCCUCGGUCCCCAAUAAAGCGACACCAGUGCACUUUCGACGGCUGUGAUAGAAUUUAUGGAAAAUCAUCUCAUCUGAAAGCCCAUAUUAGAACCCACACAGGUGAACGACCGUUCCCGUGCACCUGGCCCGACUGCCAGAAGAAAUUUGCCCGCUCGGACGAGCUGGCCCGCCACACGCGCACCCACACCGGCGAGAAGCGCUUCCUGUGCCCGCUGUGCGACAAGCGCUUCAUGCGCAGCGACCACCUGAUCAAGCACGCCCGCCGCCAUCCCGACUUCCAGCCGUCCAUGCUGGCCCGCAAGGGUCUGUCCCCUGGGGGGAACCGGGCAUCCAGCCCCGCCGCGGGCCAGUAGACGGGAGGGGUCGCCGGGUUAAUUACCACGUUGACCCGGCCACGGUCGGCGCCGGGCUACGAGGAGCGGUCCCGACCUGUUCCGGCCUCUCCGCCACUAACAAAACGACAUGACCCAGUGGGGAGGUGGGGGGCGGGGGUGCUGCCCCCCCCCCCAGCCACCCAACAAUAUGAAGAUGACCCCACUCAAUGCUCCUCACAACCUCUCUCAACCUUUAACUGAAGAACACUUACACAUAUGGGGCCUAUCAGCGUCAAGCCAAGGCACUCUCAGCACAUGCAUCAGCCAAAUGUUUUCCUCUUUUCUACUUAUUUUUAGAACGAUGGUGCUCAGUGCUUUCUACUGUGCCUGUUUGGUUUCUUGCUAGCACCAUUUUGUUUUAUAUAUAUAUAUAUAUAUAUAUAUAUAUAUAUAUAUAUAUAUAUAUAUAUAUAUAUAUAGAAAGCUAGAGGCAUAGAGAAGGUAGAGAUUGACUAGAAGAGUAGCAGUUUUUCUGAUUCCAUGUUUUUAGAGGUUGCACAUUCCACCAUGUUGUUUUUUUUAAUUUUUUAUCUCUGCCAGUUACAUUUUAGUUGGCCUAGUUUAAGUUAUGUUUUUCUUCCAAUAUUGUAUUUACUGCAUUGAUAUGAUUUUAAGUGCAGGUCAACUUCACUUUUAUAGUGCUGAUGAUGAAUGAAUUAAACUGCUUAACACUGGCAGUUUGCAUACCGGCAGUUGCAUAAAUCCUCGUUCAACUUUUCUUUUCACCAUCCACAGAAACGUUGACACAUGAUACACGUCGUAUUAUGCCUGGUAAUUAUGCAAAUGUAUAUAAGCUUUAAGCUUUUAUUGUAGAGAAUAUCCUAAAAAAAAAAAACUAUUAGUGGAGGUCAUACUUGUGAUGAAUUGUAGUCCUUAUAUUAGGGGUGACGGUAUACACUUGGAUAGGAAAAGGAUAGGCGGCUUGUGCGCGCGCGCAUGUUUGUGUAAGAGUGUGUGUCUGUGUGUGUGCGUGUAUGUGUGUGUGUCCUUAUUUACCUUUUGUCAGAGAAAGAGAAGACCAUUUCUACUGUUUCCACUGUCUGUCCAGCUUAAUGGGCACAACUCCUCUAUUAACUCAGUGAUCAACAACACAUCAGGAAACUCAGAAAGCCUUAAACUAUUUCAUAAUUAUUUUGCACCAUGUUUACAGUUUGAGUCAUUUAUACAGGUUUACGCUGAAUCGUCAGCACAUUACAAAUACACAUGCAAUAUGGCACUUUUUCAUACAGGUGUUGUUUUUAAUGCUAGCUACUUGGCUAUUUCGUGUGAUAGAUAUUCACUUUGUUAAUAUACUUCUACAAUUGAACACUGUGGAAUCUGAUGAAGCUAUAUGUUAUCUCAUUAUAAUUAGGACCUAUGGUUAGUUAACCGCCCUUUUCCAAGUGCUUUAGGAAGUGCGAUAAAGGAUAGACUGGGAUUAUGACCUGUUGGUUUUUUGAUUUGUCCUCAUUCACCGUAACAACUUGAUCCAAUGUGUUUUAAUUGGUCUUAUGUAUCUUACUUGAUCCAGUGUAUUUUACUUGAUCCUAUGUAUCUGGCUUUUCUCAGACACAAUAACACUGCAGUCCAGUGUUCCCAGGGCCUUGGUUUAAACUGUCAUUACCUUGAAAGACAGACGGAAUUAUGCGGCCAAGGCACCUCCUCGUACAGUCCCUCCAAUGUCUUCCGUCUUCCCGAACAGACUGACUUUAAUGGAUCAUUUUUGCUGCAUCAUUUGAUCACUGCUUGUUCCACUGUAAUAGGAUAUUUUCAACUUUUAUGUGGAAAUCCUUUUGCCAUUUGUACACAUUUUUCACAAGUUGUUACAAUCCGACAGUUCUUGGUGACUGCUGGCAGUUAUCAAAAAAAAUGGACUAUGUAAUCAGUGACGCAAUAUAACAGUAUGUUUUCAAAUGAAUUUGAAAUGUCUCCGUGGAUUUUAUUUUCCAGAUGUAUUUGUUUGUUUUCUGACUAGGUGACUCGGCAAGUCUGCCUUUUGUCAAAAUGAUUAUUUCACAAACUGUAAUAAUAAUUUACCUCACAGUUAGUUUUGCCUCAUUUGUCUUUGGUGUUGGAUCAAAAAUACUCUUACAAAGCUAACCUAGCCUUAGGUUUGACAUUUUGUUAUAUGUACAGUUUUCGCUGUGCUUAACACUUUCAUAGAAUGUUACUUACCUGUGGUGUUCAGUAGUGCUAAUCAGUUUUGGCCUAUCAUAUAUAUAUAUAUAUAUAAGAGUGCUGUAUGAAAAUGUCAGCUUAGUUUGGACCUAAUGCGUUAGAGAUGUAUCACUAGAUGGGGAUAAUUUUGUAAAAUGUAACUUCAAAGAGUACCUACAUAAGGACUUCAUAAAUCCAUUAACAAUUUGUAAAUGCGUGUUAACACUGGCAAGUUGAUACUUUGACUGUAUCACAUUUGGCAGUUAACAUAAGCAUUUGUGAAAUACUCUUAACUGCUUAUGUAUAAUUUCUAAGUUCUGAACUCUAUUUGGUUAACCUUCAGGUAGUUACCAAUGAAUCAAUAUAGCUUCUGUAAACCACUAAAUCUGACUGGGAGGAUACCAGCGUAUCUCAAACUAUUUCAUUCACCUUGCUAAACACAUUUUAUGGUCGGGCUGAUAGUUUCCCAUCAUACACUAAUCGAAAGAAGUAUGCACAGUUGCAUUGUUUGUACUGAACCAAUGUUUUUAGAUUUUUUUAAGCCUGAUUUUUACAUAAAUAAACCUCUUAUUCCAGCUUUGGUUUAUGUCAAUGACAUAAGAGGAACUGUGGAACUAAUUUAAUACUUGCUGCAACAUGCUUUUUGAUAUUUAUACUCUCAGGUCUUAAAAAUUUAGCGCUGGAACUUCCGUAUUUUCUGUGCAACACAUUUAAGUUUAGAAUUUUUUUUGUUUCUUUUAUUUCGCUGAUUAAUUUAUUACAACUUAUCAUUUGUGUGGUUUAAUUAUCUUUUUUGUAGCUUUUUGAAUAUGGAACAGUGCUGAUAACUUGGUUCCAUUGUU
Esox lucius (northern pike) is the source of this 4286-nucleotide messenger RNA. RefSeq names its product C2H2-type zinc finger protein. Gene Ontology annotation, biological process: regulation of transcription by RNA polymerase II. The transcript has 2 exons. The record is from RefSeq and is a predicted model, not a curated record. Lineage: Eukaryota; Metazoa; Chordata; Actinopteri; Esociformes; Esocidae. Gene Ontology annotation, molecular function: DNA-binding transcription factor activity, RNA polymerase II-specific; RNA polymerase II cis-regulatory region sequence-specific DNA binding. The coding region runs from base 532 to 1287 and encodes 251 amino acids.